This is a messenger RNA of Spirodela intermedia, 2142 nucleotides long. Lineage: Eukaryota; Viridiplantae; Streptophyta; Magnoliopsida; Alismatales; Araceae. The record is from the annotation of a GenBank genome assembly.
AUGGAGCCUAGCUGCGAUCUCGAGAUCGACGUCAAUGGCAAGGAGGUCUUCCUGGUGGACAAGGUGAGCCACCAUUUGAGGUUCUCUUCCCCUGGUCCGCAGCCAGAGCUAGAGCCAGCGAGCGAGAGAGAGACAGAGACAGAGAUUCCUCUUGCUCCUGCUGCCCCCUCCCGUGUUUCUCGGAGAAGAUUUUAAUGGGGCGUUCUUGGGGUUCUUUAAAAUGGGACCUGCUGUCCUGUUGUCUCCUGGCGGAGCUCCUAUUGUCUUCUUCUGCUUCUUCCUCGUUGUCAAUGGCUGCUAAUGCCGGCGCUCGCAGUGAAAGGGUUGGCCGCUCCUCGUUUUCCCCCAAUUUAAUGUGAUUCCUCGCCGUUUUCCUCCCCAUUUAUUGCCCCAGCCGCCGGCGAUCUCUCCUCUGGUCUUCUUUUCCUCACCGUUAAUGGACCAUGAAUCCCGUCGUCUUCCUCCUCUGGACUUGCAGAAGAUUCUGUCGUCGUUCUCCGGCAAGCUGGGCAAGCUCCUCAGCAAGGCGGCGGCGGCCGCGGUGACGAGACCUUUGAGAGUGAUUUUCCACGACCUGCCCGGCGGCGCGGAGGCCUUCGAGCUGCUGGCGAGGUUCUGCUACAGCCAUGGUGAGGUGGCCCUGGUGACCCCCGCUAACGCCUGCACCCUCCAUUGCGUCGCCCAUUUCAUGGGGAUGGCGGAGCUCUCCUCCCCCUCCUCCCCGUCUCUGAUCAGCCAGACGGAGAAGACCCUGCAGGGGAUCCCCUUCUGGUCAUGGCCGGAGAUUCUCGGCGCCCUGAAGCAGUGCCAGGAGUUCCUGCCGGCAGCGACCUCCGCCGGCGUGCUGGGGAAGCUCCUGGACUCCCUCGCCGGAAGAAUCGCGUCCCCGCUCAGCGCCGCCAGCCCCUCAGAUGACUCCUCCCCGGAGAGCUCCGGCUUUCGCUUCUCCUGCGACACCGGCUGCUCCGCCAGCACCAAGAACAGCGGUUCCCAUCACCGGCUAUGGUGGUUCGAGGACCUCUCCUGCUUGAACCCCUCCGCCAUGGAGAAGGCCGCCGCCGCGAUGGUCUCCCGGAAGAUGGACCACGCCGCCAUUAGCAGGUUCCUUUUCUACUACCUCCGGGUCAGGGUCUCCGCCGCCGACGCUACGCCGCCAGAGAAGAGGAAGGCCAUGGACGCCGUCGUCGGCCUUCUCUUCUCUCUCGACAGAUGCUCAGUGACCUGCAAAGGCCUGUUCGGGAUCCUCCAUAUCUGCUCUUGCUUGAAUCCAUCGAAGCUCUGCAGAAUCAGAUUGGAGAAGAUGAUCGCCUCACACCUUGAUCAGGCCACUCUGGAUAACCUCCUGGUUCCCUCCCCCCCUGGUGUGAGCAGCCUCUACGACGUGGAUCUCGUCCUACGCUUGCUGAGAUUCUUCCUCGCCGGCUGCGUUUCUCCGCCGCGGCUGAGGAGGGUGGGGGACCUGAUGGACCUCUAUCUGGCCGAGGUGGCGCCGGACUCCUCCCUGAAGGCGGAGAAGUUCGCCUCUAUCGCCACGGUUCUUCCCGACGCCGCCAGAGUCAACUCCGACGGCGUCUACAGAGCCGUCGACAUCUUCCUCGAGGUGAAGAAAUUGAUGUCAAUAUCUCUACGACCCCAUCAUUGUAAUUUUAGAUGGGUUUUUUUCUUUUUUGGUUUUUUUGUAUGAUGCAGAUGUUCUUCGGCAAUUGACUUUACUGGCAGGUCCACGCCGCCGCGCUUUCGGAGGAGCAGAGGGCGAGGAUCUGCGGCGCCGUCGACUGUGGGAAGCUCUCGCCGGCUUCCAGCCGGCACCUCGCCGGCAACUCCAGGUUUCCGGCGAGGGCGGCGGUCCGGGUAUUCUCCGGCGACCAGUCCAAGCUCAAGAGCCUUCUCAGCGACGGUACCCGGCGGAGGACCUCGCCGGCCGGCGGCGCUCCGGGGGCGGGGGAGAGGGAGCAGGUCGUCCUCUACGCUAGGAAGCUGGAGGUGUCGGAGGAGGAGACGGAGAAGCUGAGAGUCCACCUGCGGGGGAUGCAGUGGCGGGUGGCGGAGCUGGAGAAGCUUUGCCGGAGGCUGCAGGGCCAGAUGAGGAAGAUGACGGCCACCGGCGGGCGCAGCAGGACCCUGCCCCGGCUCUGCUCCUGA